Molecule: messenger RNA, 1026 nt
Organism: Haliotis rubra (blacklip abalone)
Lineage: Eukaryota; Metazoa; Mollusca; Gastropoda; Lepetellida; Haliotidae
Product: cytochrome P450 2C28-like
Exons: 6
Coding region: 112-1026 (304 amino acids)
Molecular function (GO): monooxygenase activity; oxidoreductase activity, acting on paired donors, with incorporation or reduction of molecular oxygen; iron ion binding
Source: RefSeq, a predicted model, not a curated record
ACGGCUAGUGACACACAGCAAUACCUGAGAAAACUGACCUUUCGAGGAAUAAAACAAUUUGGAACUGCUCUGAAAAAUGUUGAGCAUCUUGCCCAAGCAGAAAUACAAGAAAUGAUAAACAGGUGCAGAGAACGAAAUGGAGUCUCUUUUGACCCGUGGGAUGACCUGAAUCAAUAUGUCAGCAACGUGAUAUUGGUUUUGGUUUGUGGGCAAAGAUUUCAACCUGGCCAUAAGACACUGGAGAUUUGUCAGAAAAUUUCAGAUGCCUUUGAUGUCCUUUUACUCCAGAAGAACCAGUUUCUCAUUGACAAUGUCCCGUUGAGUGUGACGCUGAUACCGCAAAUCAGAAACGCUUGUCAGUCCAUGAAGGAUGGUUACCACUAUUUUACCGAAACUGUUGACAAAAUAAUACAGGAAUCCAAGGAUACGACGCCCAACUGUCUCUACACUUUGCUUUUACAAGAGCAUGCGGAGGGAUUGAUAUCAACGGAAAAUAUAAAAGGUGUUCUGGUGGAUUCGGUGCUUGCAGGUGUUAUCACAACAAAACCAACCAUGUACAAUGCCCUAGCUGCAAUGGUAAACUUCCCUGAGGUCCAGAAGAAGAUCGAGGAGGAGAUCCAGAGAGUGGUUGGAAAGGACCGACUUCCUGGUUUUGAGGACCGGAACAAAAUGCCCUACAGUAAGGCUGUGGAAUUAGAAAUAUAUCGCUAUUACACUCCUGUCGGUGCAGCUGGACACUACCCGAGACUGCAGCUAUACAGAUUCUUGGACGAUAAUGGCGACCUUCUGCCACCGGAGAAUGAAAAGCGUCAGAGGCUGUUGACGUUUGGUGUCGGAAAGCGUUCUUGUAUCGGUGAGAAGCUGGCCCGAGUUAGGAUAUUUCUUGGACUGACGUCGAUCCUGCACAAAUGCGAUCUAGCUCGUGAUCCGUCGGAGUCUUUCCCUUCAUCCGACCCAAACACAUACGAGACUAAAUUUAUCUUACAACCACCUCCAUACAAGCUGCAGUUCAAUCCUAGACAUUGA